AUGCCUAGCCACCUCGUGAUACCGAAGGCAGAACCGGAUAUUAAGCUAAAAACUAUCAGAAAACGCAAGGAUCAACAGCAGCAUCAAAACCUUUUUUCCAAUGGACCGGAAAUCCCCGGGGUUCCUUGUGGAAGGGAACUUCUGGCAUCCAUCGAUUUGAUUCGACAACGUAAGGCUAGACCAAAUCAAAGUAAUCUGAUCAACUAUAUGUUGAAGAAUUACAAAAUCGACCGUGAGGAAACCUUGAUAACAAUCAAAAAAAUGAUUGAGCUCGAACAUGUAGUUGAGGUAAUCUACAAAGGGUCUAUCAGCUAUCGCAAUGCCUCAAAUUGGAAGAGGCUUCCCUUGUACAUGAACCGACCCGAGGCAUUUCGAAAGGACAAGAUCAACUCAGAAACAAUUUCUGAUGCCUUUUCUCAAUUGAUAUUGCAAGAACCAGAUUACUUGAACACAGGAAUACCAGCUCCCAGGUUGAUCGAUCAUCUGCUAAAUGGUCAUUCGAACCCAACUACUCAACGAAUGGUUGAAGAUUUUCUGAAAAAAGAAGUUUCCCAAGGAAAAUUUGAAAAAUUAUUAAAUGGCAAUUAUUUGUUGGUGGGUUCCUCAAACAUGAGUGGUGGAUCUGUUACCAUAAAUGCUUCUAUACCCAAUCAAGUGGAGAUUCUGAACAUUACUUCAGACUCAACUUUUUAUGAUGAUAAUUCAUCGUAUAGUCCUCACAACGACAAUACACUAUUGCAUACAAAUACAAAUAUUACAAAUAAUACUCUGAAAAAAGAAGAUUGUUUCGAAAUUAUUAUGGGAAAAGACUGGAUCCCGAAUGGACAAAUCCAUGAAUCAAAUAAUAAUAUAACAGAUAUAAACAGUACAAAAAGUUUUGAAAAUCACAGCAGUCAAGAUAUUACAAAUUACAUGUUUGAUCUAUCUUCGGACAACGAAAUCGAGCCAUACAACGAAAUCAAAGAUGUUCUCAAAGAAAAAUACUUCGCCUCGUUGAAUCUGAUUCGUACAUCAUUGCUACCAUCUGUCACAAAUAAUACAGGUUCAGUCAGAGCACCAAAACGCAUUAUUAGAGUCAUAAGAGUGAAAAAAGUAUUUGAUCCAUCAGAUAAUUUUAUAGUGAAAAAGAAAAGAAGCAAACAGCCAAAAACAAUGCCAACAAAGCCAAAAACAAUGUCAACAAAGCCAAAUGCUACAAUUCCCCAAGAAAACAGAGAAACUGUUACCCAUUCUCAAAACAAAGAAACUUCAAAAGAUGAAUAUUGUCAUCGCUGCAGUAGUGAUAAACCAGAUUCAUUAGUGGAGUGCGAAGAUUGUACAACUAAAGUACAUUUAUCAUGUGCACUACCAUCUAAGGAAACGAGCAAGAAAGCCCUUAUUGAUUGGCGUUGUGAAAGGUGCAAGAUGUGUGAAGUAUGUCAUGAGACUGUUGAAUCUGGAGCUAUGGUAAGUUGCUAUAAAUGUGACCGUGCAUCUCACAUUAAAUGCCUAUCAGAUAAAAAAACCCAGAAAGCAUCUAAAUGGGAAUGUCAAGAUUGUCAAACUAAGCGCAAAUCACCAUCACUUGAAAAAGUCUCAAAGAGUUCCGAUUCAAUGGAUGCGUCUGAGGUAACCAACCGUUUGAAGGCAGAAAUAAAAAAAACUGCAAACAGCCCAAAAAUAUCAGAGGUGAUCCAUAACAAAAUAACAAAAAAAUGCGAAAACAAAAAAAAAAUAGAUCCUAACAUACCAGAUGUUAGAAAAUGGACUGUUGAGCAAGUUUUUCUCUUUUUCUCACGUUAUUUUCCAAGACAUGCUCAGGCAUUCAAAGAACAUGAAAUCGAUGGAGCUUCUUUGCUUCUUUUAACCAAGAAAGCUAUAAUCGAAAAAUUAGGUGGCUUACACGGAAAGUUGGGACCAGCAUUAAAAAUCUAUAAACAGGUAGUCAUCCUAAAAGCAAGAUAUGACGAUACCGCCCUUUACUGGCUUUAA
Messenger RNA from Trichogramma pretiosum, 1971 nucleotides. RefSeq lists its product as uncharacterized. Bases 1 to 1971 code for a protein of 656 amino acids. Lineage: Eukaryota; Metazoa; Arthropoda; Insecta; Hymenoptera; Trichogrammatidae. The transcript has 7 exons. Gene Ontology annotation, molecular function: DNA binding. The record is from RefSeq and is a predicted model, not a curated record.